This is a messenger RNA of Rasamsonia emersonii CBS 393.64, 2133 nucleotides long. Its product is annotated as C6 zinc finger domain protein. The transcript has 7 exons. The record is from RefSeq and is a predicted model, not a curated record. Gene Ontology annotation, cellular component: nucleus. Gene Ontology annotation, biological process: positive regulation of transcription by RNA polymerase II. Bases 1 to 2133 code for a protein of 710 amino acids. Lineage: Eukaryota; Fungi; Ascomycota; Eurotiomycetes; Eurotiales; Trichocomaceae. Gene Ontology annotation, molecular function: zinc ion binding; transcription cis-regulatory region binding; DNA-binding transcription factor activity, RNA polymerase II-specific.
AUGGGCGAGGGAAUUGGAUACGCAUCCAAGACGGUCACUCUUCUGUAUCCACGCCGCGCUAGAUGGAGAGCAGUCGAGCAGCCCCAGGCGCCUCCUACAACAAUGAGAAUGGAAGAUUCCUUCCGAAGCUCUGGUGCCAUGUUCUCAGUUGUGACGGACCAGUCCAAGCAAGCGGAGACGUGGCCGCGUGUUCUGUUACCAUCGAGAAGGUCCAGCCGAGGCUUAUCAGCGCCAGCAGGUUGGCUUCCCCACAAAUAUAUCGCCCCGACCAGAGCUCGCAUCCCCGUCAGUGUUCCUUCGACCAGAUGGACGAGGUGGACGAAUGAAGAUGCCCACGAGAUUGUCCUAUGCCUCGUCGAAAGUCAUCCGACGCCGCCCCCACCAAGACUCGUGCGCGAAACCGGCUGCAAGACGUGUCGCAGGCGCAAGGUCCGCUGCGACGAGAACAAGCCCAGCUGCCACAACUGCACAAGGCGAGGCUUGGUGUGCGACACCGGCUUCCAGCUGAAAUGGGAGGUCGACUACGUCCGUCGGGGCCUCGCCUUUGGCCGUCAAGGCGUCUGGAGCAAGCGUGGAGAUGCCAGGGACGAGCCAUCGUUGCGGGAUAUAUCGCAUGAUGCCGUGGAAUGGCGUCCUUUGCCAACGAUCGGCCCGCACCACUUCCUCAACACCUCGGUCAGGGACUUCGAGGACGGGGGCGUCGAGGACGACGUUGCGGAGAGGAGCGAUGAAGUCAGCGUCGCGUCGCCUUCCCCUACGGCUGAUGAUGUUCUUCUGUGGACAGAGCCUUCGAUGUUCCCCAAGUGGUUCCAUCCCCGUUUGCAACGCACAUCGUCCCGCUCGUCACAACGGGCGGGUCGAGCGAUAUUCUCCAGUCCGUCCCGGCACUCGCGGCCUGCCAUCGGAGCAGAACCGAUGCGUUCGUGGUCGCAGUCCGCCGUCAGACUCAAGGGAAAUGUCUUGGCCUCACUCCGAAGAGCCGUGGCCUCCAGGAGCGUGGCACAGCUCGUCUGCGAUCCCCACAUCCUGGUCAUGAUGAUGUUUAUGUGCCUCUACGAAAUUAACGACAACUGCGACCGCCGCUGGGUGAUCCAUCUGCGAGGGAGCCAUGAGAUAAUUCGUCGACGCCGGCAGCUGAGCUUUCCCUCUGGUCAGUCUGCAUCCCAUCCGCUGACCUCUUUCGCCGAGCGCUUUUUCGCUUUUCAGGAUGUCAUGGGCCGGACUGCGUGCGGGGAUGUGCCGUUGUUUGGCAGUGAUUACUGGGAGAACCUUGAGCCCCAAAUCGAAGUGGACGCUUGGAUGGGCUUCGACGAGAGCGUCGACGAUCAGCUUGCCAAAGCGGCCGAACUAAAAAGGCUGGCGGCCGUUCUCUACCUUCACUGUGCCCUGUAUAAUGCCUCGCCGUCCACGCCGCUCGUGGUCGAGCAUGUCCGUCGGAUUCUCCAGGGCGUGUCUGAGUUUCUCCGGAUGGGAGUUGUUGCUGGUCUUAGUUUUGCGCUGUUCGUCACUGGAACUGAGCUGGACCCGCUGAACGACGAGAUCUUCGUCGACGACGAAACGGGCAAACCGGUUUACGGCCGACCUCUCAUCCUGGCAGCGCUGGACGCCAUGUCCGCCUCGUCGGUGUCCAACGUGUCGAAGACGCGCGCGGUGAUCCGCAAGGUCUGGCGGAUGCGCGAUCUCCAUCUGGAGGAGCAGACCGACAGAGACGGCUCUCUGAACGACUGGGAGUAUUUUGUGGCGCCCGUCAGCGCCAAUGGCAUGGCGAACGAAACCAGUGCCGAUGACCCAGUGCCCGGCACCGAGCUGCUCGUGGACGUUGGGAAAUCGCUAAACCUCUCGCACGCUGGCGCUGGCACUUCGGAUAUUGUCCUCAUUCUGCAGCCGACUCCCUGUGGCGGAGACCCCGUUGGUAAGACUCUCACACACACUCUCUACCUGUACUGUAUAUCUUCCUCAGAAAUGGCCCACAUGGAAAAAGUAUUACCAGCUAUUCCUGCUCGCGCUCUUGGUACGUACCUACAUCGAUCGACAGGCUUCGUCAACAUCUGGUGGAUUCCCACCGCAAACAAAAUCGGCCGCCGAUUCGUCUUCCUCGCCACGACAGUCCUCUGCAUGUGUGUGGGCGUCUAG